Messenger RNA from Notothenia coriiceps (black rockcod), 1026 nucleotides. Its product is annotated as transmembrane protein 41A-B-like. NCBI's taxonomy places the organism in Eukaryota, Metazoa, Chordata, Actinopteri, Perciformes, Nototheniidae. The record is from RefSeq and is a predicted model, not a curated record. The coding region runs from base 355 to 1005 and encodes 216 amino acids. The transcript has 4 exons.
CAGAGUGUCCACAACAAACAGCAGCUGUGCGCUCACAAAGUUCAGUAAAAUAACUUUUAAUAUCCGUCAUUUGGAGCAAGUUUCUAAACAAGAUCUGAAGGGAGGAAACCGAAGAGGGCGAGAAGGGAAACACCUGCUGUGUGGGUGUUUUUAAACAACACUGGUUUUCCCCUCGACUUUUAAAAAGUUGCCAUGUGAUCCUCCAGCCGAUCUCAGCCGGCAUUUGCGCGUUUUCCCCCGGUAAGCGACACCCUCUUUCCUCAGUGUCUUCCAACUGAACCGCAACACGUCGACUUUCUUUUCCCCCAUCCUGUUAUAAAUACAGUUUCCAAGGAGUUUCAAUAGGGGGGAAACAUGCGCUCUUUAGCCGGACUUGGUGCCCUUGUGGCGGCUGCGAGUUUCUUUCUCUACCUGCUGUCCACUCAUCUCCCCCCGGGAACCAAGCACCUUCAGCCGGCCUCUGAGGGGGAGGAAGAGACGGUGGAGGAGUACAGUCUGAAGUUCCCGUCGGACCUGGACUCUCUGCGGGAGCUCGCUGAGAUGCUGAAGCUUUAUAAACGAGAACAUUACAGCUACGUGCUGCUGCUGUUCUGCAGCGCGUAUCUCUACAAACAGUCCUUUGCUAUACCUGGAUCCUCCUUUCUGAACAUGUUAGCCGGAGCAAUCUUCGGGCCCUGGGAGGGUCUCGUGCUGGCCUGCCUUCUGACCACGGUGGGCUCCACCUUCUGCUUCCUGCUCUCCUCAGCGUUCGGGAAGCAGCACGUCGUUCACUUCUUCCCCGACAAGGUGGCUCUGCUGCAGAGGAAGGUGGAGGAAAAUCGUAGCAGUUUGUUCUUCUUCCUCCUUUUCCUCCGUUUCUUCCCCAUGACUCCUAACUGGUUCCUGAACAUCACGUGUCCCGUUCUCAACAUCCCAAUGCCCAUUUUCUUCUUCUCUGUGUUAAUAGGUGAGACUACACACACUCUAAAAACACACAGUAUGAAGUCAAGGUUAACACGUUACUAACUUAAAGGGGACCUAUCAUGC